CCACCUUGUUUAAUUAAUCUUUUUUUUUCUUACUUUCUUAUAAUACAAUGUCAGCAGUAAAGGCACCUCUCAACCCACUCGCAAUAGCAAAGUUGCUCGGUCCAUCAAACCCCACACUUGACCACCUCGUCCGGUUCCUGAACUCUGUUCGAGGCACCGACAAAGUGCUCAUGUUUAUUCAAUAUUGGUCCAAGGUACUCAUCUGGUGGCUCCAGUUCCGCUCUCCUGCCGUAAAAUCAGUAUCGGGCGCCCUGAGUCUGGUCAACCGCAUCCAGAACUUUGCUUCACCUGUCAGUGACUUUAGAAUCCUGUUGCGCUACUACGGUCUGUUGCCCUUGGUCCAGUAUAUGCACCACAUCGAAUACAACCCCCCAGCCAGCCCGGUGGCCUUGACAAUCGAACGUCUGCAGAACUGGUGCAACGUUAUCUACUACCCCCUCGAGCACAUCUACUGGCUCGGUGCCCACCAGGUCAUUCCAAUCUCCCAGCAAAAGACUGAUUUGAUUGGCAUGUGGAGCUGCAGAUUCUGGGCAGCCUAUGUCGUGCUCGAGUACGGCCGUCUUGCCGAUCAGUAUCUCGGCCUCAAGUCCCGCGAGACCAGUCUCUUGAAACGUGUCAAGGCUGGAGAUAUCGAACAGGACGAAGAUCCCGAAGCAGAGAUGGCCAGCAUCAAGGCCGAGAGAAACUCGAUGCUCAUCAAUGCCUGCAUCAACACUGGAUAUCUUCCUUUGACAGUUCACUGGUCAUUGGCAAAGUCAAGCUUCCCUGAUGUAUUGGUCGGUGUCUUUGGUGGUGCUGCCUCUAUCUUCCAAAUCUACUCUGCAUGGAAGGCUACUGCUUAAACUUGUCAGCGUUCUCCAUACUACAAAAAAAAAGAAGAAAAAAAGAAAUUAUAGGAUGGUGGUAGUAAUGGGAUGUAAAAAGAGUUUUAUUUUUUUUAUUUGUUUGUAUUUCUAUAAGUGUAUAAGUAUAUCAUAUCAUAUCAUAUCAAUAAAAUAAAGAAAGAAGAAGAAGAGGAAGAAGAAGUGUAAUAAUAC
Molecule: messenger RNA, 1037 nt
Organism: Phycomyces blakesleeanus NRRL 1555(-)
Lineage: Eukaryota; Fungi; Mucoromycota; Mucoromycetes; Mucorales; Phycomycetaceae
Exons: 3
Coding region: 48-842 (264 amino acids)
Biological process (GO): peroxisome fission
Cellular component (GO): peroxisomal membrane
Source: RefSeq, a predicted model, not a curated record